UGAAUCAUAUGACAAAAAUUUAACACAGAUAAAUGUUCCUCAAGCAGUGUUUAAAAUUAUUGAUGAAAACAUUAACCAUUAUAUGGAGGGAAAUUUAAACAAAAAAUUAUAUGUAUUUGAUGAGAAUAACUUAAAAAGGAGUAAUGAUGAUAUAGAAUAUGAAAUGGAUGAAGAUGAUUAUGAAUGGAUCAAAUGUAUAAAUGAAUCAAAUGAUUGCAAAAUUUUUGAGCACACAUUUGAAUAUUUAAUUGACAGGAUAGAAAAAAAGGCCUUUAUCAGUUACAAUUUAUCAUAUCAAACUAAUGAUAAAUUAUACAAGCCAAAUAAAUCUAUGAUGAAAAAAAAUUUGAAAUUUGAAAGGACAGAACUAUCAACUCCCGAUAUCAAAUCAAAUUCUCCAAAUUCCCCCACCUCUUGCCAUUGUCAUCCACCGGACUCGGAUGCCGUAUGCAACAUAUGCUUAGAUGGGGAGUGCUCUAACGUCAACGCUAUCCUAUUCUGUGAUUCCUGCGACGUGCCAGUGCACCAAGAAUGCUACGGAGUUCCCUACGUGCCUGAAGGCCAAUGGCUGUGCCGAGUCUGCCUCAGACUUCCCAACCAUACUACUAGUUUUGCCUCUCGACUCAAGUGCGUUUUGUGUCCCGACGGGACUAGACCUGCCGCCUUUAAAAACGUUUCUACCGCUAAAACGACUAUCAGAAGGGAUAUUGAUUAUGAUGAAUUAGCUGUCGAUAAUUUAUGGGCUCACGUGGUUUGCGCUUUAUGGAUCCCCGAAGUUUCCUUUGGCAAUACUGUUUUCCUUGAGCCUGUAGAUAACGUGGAUAAGAUACCAGCCGCUAGAUGGCGUCUUACAUGCUACAUCUGUAAGCAGCGGGGCGUAGGUGCUUGCAUUCAAUGCCAAAAGACAAAUUGUUACACAGCUUUUCAUGUGACCUGCGCUCAGCAAGCCGGUCUUUAUAUGGCCUUAGAAACCUCUAACUUUAAUAAUGGCAUGAAUAUAGAAGAUGGAAAUGAGACGUUUUUCAAGUCAAGCCCGGUUUACCAUCCUCCAACACAUUCUUUGACCAAUACUCCUACAAUCCAUCCUAAUGGUCCGUUAUCCCCUUUGGCGGUUAAGAAGAUAGCUUAUUGUGACAUUCAUACCCCAUCCAACUUGACGUCGGAGGAGUGGAGCAAGUCUUGGUCCAUCAAAAAAAGUCCCCAUUUCACACUCGAACCCAACGACCCUUAUUACAAGUACCUUAAUAGCAAUAAAAAGGCAAAUCCGCAUAACACCCAUUCGUCUGUGAAUUUAGUCGAAAGGGCUAGAAAACUAAUGGCUGCAAGGAGGUCCAAAAUUCCAGUGCCACCCACAAUAGUCAUGCCUGCGUUGAGCGAAGAGAGCCUAAAAACUUUACUUAAAUCGCAUUGGCCUCCCACAUCUUCCUUCCUAUCCUCCUUUUCUGUUCUCAAUUCCUCCAGCACCAAUUCUACCCCUGACGCGUUAGCGAAUGAACAAUUAACCAAACAGGCCAUUCUCAAGAGAGUUUUGAGUUAUUGGAAGAUCAAGAGACAGGCGAGGAAUGGGUUUUCACUCAUCAAAAGGUUCCAAUUCAAUCAGUCCUCUUCUAGCGCAACUGGCGUUAAUUCCGCUCUAGUCAUUAAAGAGUUGGUGGAUUGGCAGAAAAAAGAGGACUCGAGGAUCGAGAAAUACUCCAAAAAGACUUAUUUCUCGGAAUUAUAUUCCAACAUGACCAACAUAUCUCCUGUUCAGAACAAAUCGCCACCGCCCUUUAAGAGUUCUAUUUUAUCGGUCACAAAAUUUCGUUCUUCCUCCAAAGAUUUUCCUCACAGGAAAUCGAAUGCAAAAUUUUUUAAUCUCGACGAUGUUUCUUCCAGUUAUCACCACCUGUUUAGACCUUGGUUAAAAUUGAGACAGGAUCUAGAAAAAUCGCGCCUGCUUACCGAACUUAUAAGGAAGCGGGAAAAGUUGAAAAAGGAAAAAAUAGCUUUAUCCCAAAAUAUAACCGAUCACAAGCUAAGACCACUUAUAUUGUUUCUACGGCCUAUUUUAUAUUACUUAGAAAGUUUGGAUACUCAUCAAAUAUUCCAUAAACCCGUAGAUAUUAAACAAGUUUCAGAUUAUUUAACCCUCAUAUCGGAACCCAUGGAUUUUUCUACCAUGAGAUACAAACUACUAAAUAAUCUCUACCAGAGUUUCGAACAAUUCGAUCGCGAUUUCAACCUCAUGAUCGAUAAUUGCAAAACGUAUAACCCUAAGGAUUCUAUCUUCUACAAAUCGGCGCUUAAGCUGAAGAAUCAGUCGGCUCAUGUAAUGACUGAAGCGCAAAAAAUAGCUCCUGUUGAUCUUAUUACAACUACUAGUUUAUCACCUUGUGCAAUGGGCGGUGAGACUCAAGUCAUGCAACCUAUCAUUGAUCUCAUUAAACCUACCUUUUACAAACAUUCUAAACAACAUAGAAAAAGUAGUGACGUGAAACCAUUGCCAAAUUAUAAAGAAAGGUAUAAAGCUUUGCAAAUCGAUAUCAUUGAUCUCAAACGCAACAUAGAAAAUGCGAAGACUAUACAAGAAAAAGCGAAAAAAAUAUAUCAAUUAAAGACCUUACGCGCUCAAUUACUCUGCAAACAUCGUAUGAUAUCUUCUGUGAAAAAACAUUUGACUUCGUUUUCCGCUGACUCAUUGAUAUGCCCUGAACCAGAGCGUGAGGCAGACAUUCAUAUAGAAUCACCAACUCCAUUCGGUACUUCAAUAUCAGAUUGGAGCCUAUCUGCAAACUUAAAAUCUCUAAUCGCAGCUCAACAAACAUUAUAUUCUCCCAUUAAAACCUUAAAUUUACCACGUUACGAUAAUCAUGAGCCAAAUGUUAAAUCGCCUAUAUCGCCAUGUACUCACUCUCGUAAAGUUGAAAAUAAUGUCAAGCAAAAGAAAAUAGUUGUCAGUUUCCCACUUGAUUACAUCAAUUUAUCACCACAAGGAAUAAAUGGUUUAGGCGACAGAGCCAAAGGAACCCGAAAUCAUCAAGAUUCAAGUCUUGCUGAGAAAUGUUUUACUAAUGAAAAUGAUGCAGAAACGAUUGGAGAUUUAGCUGAAAUUAAUGAAUCAACACCACUCUAUGUUGUUGUAAAAAAUAAGGAUUCGGAUUGUACAGAUUCGGAAAACUCUUUAUUUCCACAUUCUCAGUUCAAUUCUCAAUUAACGGCCGACACUUUGUUGUUUGCGACAUCCACAUUUUCUCCAAAAGUUAAUAGGAGAUCAAAAAUCCUUUUCAAUAAACCUUCUUCCAUCAAUAAAUCAACUAGCCACCAAAAACAAACGUAUAUCGACAAUUCUAUCAACUCCAUAUCGCACAAUACCGAUUCUUUAUCUUUCAAUAUACAUCAAACCGACCCUUCCACCCUUAUUAAUAUAAAUAUCGGCAACAAGAAUACUAAUAAAUUUGUUAAUACUAACAACUCGACGGCUAAAAGGGAAAAUGAUUUGAAUGUUGAUUACAAGAAUUUACAAAGUUUUGACGAUAUCAAAAUCAAUAUAAACAUGAAUCCUGCUAAUAAAAAAAAUGGCCAAACUAGGGAGAGUGCCCUUGACAUUGACAAAUAUCCCGUUUCAAAUUCUGGUAGUUAUGCUCCACAAAAUGUAUCGAAAAGUGACAAAGCUGAUAUUUAUAAUGGUUUUGCCCAGUGGAAUACUCAAAAUUAUUCAAACAACAUUUCUUCCUCCGAUACUAUCCCAGUUUUCAGCGAUGUCAGUGGUAUCAGGGAAAGUUUCCAAUUGUACCGAUCCGAUAAUAAUGUCUUGUGUGACGACGAUAUAUCAGAGAAUUUUAAUGGUCCGAAUCACAAUCUCAAUUCUAAUGACGAAGCAAAGAAUGAUGAAAAUAUUCUUUCUAAAUUUCCCUCAUCCCUUUCGCCAUCAUCUCCGGCUUCCAGCCUUUCCUCAUGUUCCGAUAAAACGCCCUUAUAUUUUUACGCCUCAGAACAGUACAAAAAGGGGGAAACUUUUUAAAUAUCCGUUAAAAUAAAAAAAGCUGGGUACAAUGAAAAAUUAUCUUCAGGUAAAACAAGUAACCAAUCAAUCAAAACUUUAGUUAUGUUGGCUUGACCUUGAUAUUCAAACCUUGACUAAUUACUAAUCUGAAAACAAUAAAAAUAUCAAAUAUUCCGCUUUGAACAAGAAAAUAAGCAAUAUUUAUAGCAACAAGUUUUUGAUAUAUUUUAAUGAAUGUCAUAGGUCAUUUGCCGAUUUUAUACGACACAUAUAUUUUUUUUCCUAAUUUAAUAUAAUAUUUAAUCUAUUAAAAUCCGUUAUCAAAAAAAAUAUGUAUAUUGCUGUGAUAAAUCUUUAUAUAGUAAUUGAAGAUUUUUUUAAAAUUAAAUCCUUUUUGAACUAAUAGCAUAUAAAAUA
Gordionus sp. m RMFG-2023 is the source of this 4402-nucleotide messenger RNA. RefSeq names its product bromodomain-containing protein DDB_G0280777-like. Gene Ontology annotation, biological process: regulation of transcription by RNA polymerase II. Gene Ontology annotation, cellular component: MOZ/MORF histone acetyltransferase complex. Gene Ontology annotation, molecular function: protein binding. The transcript has 16 exons. Bases 83 to 4003 code for a protein of 1306 amino acids. NCBI's taxonomy places the organism in Eukaryota, Metazoa, Nematomorpha, Gordioida, Chordodea, Parachordodidae. The record is from RefSeq and is a predicted model, not a curated record.